This is a messenger RNA of Candidozyma haemuli, 1212 nucleotides long. RefSeq lists its product as uncharacterized. Gene Ontology annotation, biological process: ribosomal large subunit biogenesis; rRNA processing. Bases 1 to 1212 code for a protein of 403 amino acids. Gene Ontology annotation, cellular component: nucleolus; nuclear periphery; preribosome, large subunit precursor. The record is from RefSeq and is a predicted model, not a curated record. Lineage: Eukaryota; Fungi; Ascomycota; Pichiomycetes; Serinales; Metschnikowiaceae. The transcript has a single exon.
AUGGGAAAAGGUAAAUUGAAGGCGGCUUUGAAGCAUCAAAAAGAGCAAGCAGCUGCAUUGAAGGCUCAGACCAAGGAGCAAAAGCCUAAGAAGGUUGUCGAAGCUCCAGUUGAAGAAGACUCAGAAAGCGAAGAAGAGGUGGAGGAAGGCAUCGCGGAAGACCUCCCUAAUGAAGGCGCCCCUUUGUCCCAUAAAGAAAAGAGAAUGUUGAAGAAGUUGAUGAAAAAGAGAGCUGAAAGCUCUAAGGCUACUGCCGCUUCUGAAGAUGAGGAGGAGGAAGAGGAUGAAGAUGAGGAAGAGUUGGACCUCGAGAAGCUAGCUGCCUCUGAGAGUGAAAGCGAGCUUGAAAGCGAGAACGACGAUGAUGACGAUGAAGAUGAUGAAGAGGAAGAGGGAGAAGACGAUGAAAAAGAUCCAGAAGAGGAUGAAGAAGAGGCCGAAGAUGUUCCAUUGUCCGAUGUCGACCUCGAUUCUGACACCGAUGUGGUUCCACACUCCAAGCUUACCAUCAACAACAUUGCUGCAUUGAAAGAGUCUCUUGUCAGAAUACAGUUACCUUGGGAGAAGCACUCCUUCAUUGAGCAUCAAUCUGUUAUCAGUGCAGAGAACACUGAUGCUGGCAUCAAGGACAUUUACGACGACACGGAAAGAGAGCUUGCAUUUUAUAAACAAGGUUUGGAUGCUGUUAAGCAAGGCAGAUCUACGUUAUUGAAGUUGAAGGUUCCUUUCUCCCGUCCUCUUGAUUACUUUGCCGAGAUGGUGAAGUCUGACGAACACAUGGACAAGUUGAAGAACAAGUUGUUGAAGGAGGCGGCCGACAAGAAGGCUUCUGAGGAUGCUAAGAAGCAGAGAAAGUUGAAGAAGUUUGGUAAGCAAGUGCAACAUGAGACUUUGCAACAGAGAGCCAAGCAGAAGAGAGAGACUUUGGAUAAGAUCAAGUCUUUGAAGAAAAAGAGAAGCGCAAACGAGCUCGAAAACGAUAACGAGUUCCAGAUUGCAUUAGAAGAAGCCACAGCCGACGACAGACCAGCCAAGAGAAACAAGCCUAACGGUAAGCGUAUGGCCAAGGACUCCAAAUACGGUUUCGGCGGUAAGAAGAGAGGAAUGAGAAAGAACGACGCUGACUCUUCUGCGGACAUAUAUAAUGUCGGUAAGAAGGGCAAAGGCAAGGCCUCGAGGCCUGGUAAGAGCAAGCGUAACAGAGGGCACUAG